AUGUGGCACAAAAAUUUGAUUAAUUCGAAUCGGGUAGAAUUUGAUAAUUUUGAAUGUAAUGCAAUUUAUCGUCGUGCAGAAGGAAGUACAAGUUCAAAUGAAAAAGAACAAACAUCCGAUGAGAUUGAUCAAAAAUCGAAAGUGAUUGUUCCAUUACCUUAUCAAACAACACGAAAUUGUACAAAAAUUUUAAUUGAUAGUAAAAAUCGUUUAACAUGUGAUCAACGUUUAAAAGCAAUUAUUUUACAUAAAGCAGCAUCAGCUUAUUUUUGUCUUGUUGAUCGGUGUGAACAAGAUAAAAAUUAUGGAUCUUGUUUACAUUAUCUUCGUUUAGCACUCAAUUGUUAUAGUGCCGAAUUUAAACUUCAAUCAAUGCAUCCCAAUAAUAAUAAUAGUGAAUGUAAAAGAUUAUUAUCAUAUAUAAUGAGUAUAGCUGGUGAUUGUCGUUUAAUGAUAUCACAUGUAACAUCAACAGAAGACUUCGAAAAAUUUCGUGAACAAUAUCAAAUUAUGAAUGAUAUUGAUUGUGAUAUUCAAAAUGUUAUUGAUGAAGUUGGAAUAGAUGAAAAUUCUUCUGAAUUUUCUUGGGUUUACGAAUUAACACCAAUUAUUGAACGUAAUCUAUCUGCUAGUGCACAUGCUUAUGAAUAUGCGAUUAAUAUAGUUCAAAAUCUUGGUGAUCAUGAUAAACAACGUCUUCAUUUAUUAAUAAAACGUUUAGGUAAUGUUAGAAAUGAAAUGGGUGUUUAUUGGAUGAAUCAAUGUGCUCAAGCAAUAAAAAAUUCCGAUCAAGAAACAACAAAAGAUAUAAAAGAUUUAUUUCGAAAAUGUUUUGAAAAUUUUGAUGCUGGUAUUCAUGCAUUUGAAAAAAUUAAUGAUAUAUCAAAUAUUGCAUUAUUACAUUCAAAUCUUGGUCGAUUAAUGAGAUAUUAUGCACAAUAUUAUGUUCCAUUAGUUGAUGGUAUUCGACAAGAAUUUUCACAACAAGAACGACAAAGUUAUCAUAAAGCUUUUGAUUAUUAUCUUCGGGGAUUAAAAUUAGUUGAAAAUCGUUCAGAUUUAUUUGAAAUUUAUCGUACAUUAUCAUGGGAAUUAUCAAAUAGUUAUUUUGCAAUGGCAAUAUCACUUCAAGAUUAUGCACCAUUGAGUACAAUGUCUCAAGAAGAUGUUGAAAAAGAAGUAAUUGAAUGUAUGACACGUGCAUUAAAAUAUCUUGAAGUUGAACUUCAUUAUCCAUCAUCAAACCGUUAUUCUCUAGCAAAAUAUCGAGCUGGUACAAUUCAUCAUCGUUUGGCUUCAUUAUUACAUAAUGCAUUUCGUACAGAAGAAAGUAAAAUUCGUCGAAAACAUUUACGUUCAUUAGCUUCGUUACAUUAUGAAAAAGCUUUAAAAUUAUUUUCACCUCAUGAUAAUCCACUUGAAUAUUUACGUCUUUUAAUUGAAGAAGUUGCUUUAGCUGAUUUUGAACUUCAAAAUGCAACUGAUAAUCCAUCACGUUUAAAAUAUUCUCAACAAGGAUUACGUGCAUCAUUUCAAUGUCAAGAAACAAUAGCUAUUAUUGAUCAACAUCGAAUAAGUCCCGAUCCCGAUGAUUAUAAUGAAAUAUUUGCACAAGAGGCUCAACGUCUUUUAUCUAUAUUAAAUGGACGUAUUCAAACAUUUCUAAAAGAAAUUGUUAAAAUAUUAAAAAUAACAAGUAGUAAAAAAUUAAUCUAUGAAGAUUAUAAAGAAAUGUAUAGUAUAUCAUUACGAUUAAAUGAUACAUCAGCAACAUUUCCACGUGAUUUAUAUGACGCAAUUGAACGUUUAAAAAAGAUUUAUGAUAAAAAUACCAGUGACUAA
Molecule: messenger RNA, 1842 nt
Organism: Rotaria sp. Silwood2
Lineage: Eukaryota; Metazoa; Rotifera; Eurotatoria; Philodinida; Philodinidae
Source: the annotation of a GenBank genome assembly